GUUAAGUAGAAUGUACUCAAAACCUUGAUACGAAACAGUUCAGCGAUAUUCUCAGGGAAGUUACUUAUAAGUUCGAGAUAUGUCUAAUGAGGUACUCGAAAAAAUUGUCCUUAAGCCUCCCAUAGACCUAAUACCAGACGAGUAUGAAAUAAAGGAAGGGAUUGCUGUUCAUACAUUUACUACCAGUAACACCGAGUAUGAAGAAGUCAAAUUAUUUAUGAAGACUUUGAAAGGAGACGGUUAUAAGGAAAAUAUGCACUGUUUGGAUAACGAAAAUUUCAAAGACCUUAUUAAGAACAUAAAUAGUAAAGCAGGAGACUCGAGUGGACUGAUAUUGUUUUUUUCUUAUUACUGCAAGGAAGAUGGAAUGAUUAACAUAUUCGAUGGAGAGAACAUUAAAAGUAUACCAAUUCAAGACAUAAUAAUGGAAUUCACUGCUUACACUUGUCCUGGUCUGAAAAAUAAACCCAAAAUAUUUAUAUUUCAUGUAAAGUUGCUCUCGACGUUACAGACUGAUUCUAGACAGUUCGGAAGUACUUAUGACGUAACCUAUGACACACCUGGGGAAGCUGACAUAUUAAUAGUUUAUAAAAAAAGUGAAAGCAAAGGUGCUUUGGAUUUUAUACAAAAACUCUGUAAGAACAUAAACGAUUAUGGUGAAGUUGAGGAUAUAGUUAGCCUAGUAACAUGUGUGGAGUCAGCACGGAACGAUUCCAGACCUUUAGUUGUAUCCACCCUCACCAGAAAAUUAUUCUUAUUCCCAGGCGAACAUAGAAGCCACUAUUUCCAUAUCAAUCAACAUCAAGAGGAAAUCGCGAAGCAUCUCGACGAUAUUAAGAGCAAUCUUUCCAGGGUGAAAACUACUGGAAAAGCAAAGAAUUCUGCUAAAGGGAGGGUGGGAGGAGUAGGGACUGCUAAACAGAAGGGUACUGGGAAGACCGCGAGUACUCCCAGCUCUUCAAAUGUGCCAAGGUCUACAACGGAAUCAGAUAGCGGUGGAGAUGGAACAAAUAUCGGCUCUAGAAGCCAGCUAGCAUCUGCAACAACAUCAGAUGGGGAUGCAGUUACUCGUAGAUCAAGAAACAGGUUGACAUCGAAAUCCAAUGCGAACCUGACGGAUAAGAAUGAUCCUGAUACCAGACCACCAUGGAAAUAUUAA
Anoplophora glabripennis (Asian longhorned beetle) is the source of this 1159-nucleotide messenger RNA. RefSeq lists its product as uncharacterized. Gene Ontology annotation, molecular function: cysteine-type endopeptidase activity. Gene Ontology annotation, biological process: proteolysis. The transcript has 4 exons. NCBI's taxonomy places the organism in Eukaryota, Metazoa, Arthropoda, Insecta, Coleoptera, Cerambycidae. The coding region runs from base 80 to 1159 and encodes 359 amino acids. The record is from RefSeq and is a predicted model, not a curated record.